AUGGCCCCCACAACGCGUGUUUCGACGCGUUCAAAGCAGAGCUCAAGCGGCGCAAGUAAUGCCGCAGCAAAUCCCUCGAAUAACAGAGUCACAAAGCCCGCAUCUAAACCAAAGAGCAAAGCAGCGAAGGCUAUUGCUGCAUCAUCUUCAUCGAAAGCAGCAACAGUAGCCACGCUCAAGCAGGUAAAUGCUUCGGGAGCUUAUCCUCUGCCCGCAUCAUCAGAAUCUAUACCACCUACGGACUCCAUCUCAGCCGCCGCGGCCAAGUCACCCGGCUCAGUUCCCGAUAACGCCAUCCUCUUCCCCGACCCAGCCGCGUUCGACGCCUUUCUCGCCACCAAUGCCUCCACCUCGACCGGCAUCUGGCUGCACCUCGCCAAGAAGCCCAAAUCCGGCACCAAAUCCACGACCACACUAACCCUCCCCUUCGCCCUCGACAUCGCCCUCACGCACGGCUGGAUCGACGGCCAAGCCCGCUUAGCACCAGAUCCAACAACGAAUACCGUCCUCUCACGCUUCACGCCACGCCGCCCGAAGUCAACCUGGUCGGCCAUCAACGUCGCGCAUAUCGAACGCUUACGCGCUGAGGGCCGCAUGCAUCGGCGCGGAGAGGAGGAAGUUGCUAAAGCGCAAGCCGAUGGGCGGUGGGCGGGUGCGUAUGGUGGCAGUGAAAGAAUGGAGGGAGUUCUAGACGAGGUCCUGGGCGCGUUGGACGGAAUGUGGCCACCUUCGGGCACGACCAAGGCCCGAAACAGGGCAGCGAGGGAAAUAAUGGAAGGCUGGGGAAAGGGAGAGAGGUAUAAGGCGCUUCUAGGGGUUGCGAUGGCGGGGACGAAUGAGAGUUUGAGGAAGAAGCGGAUCGGGGCGGUGCUUGGGAAGGUCUGUGUGAGGGUUGUAUAA
Molecule: messenger RNA, 900 nt
Organism: Cyphellophora attinorum
Lineage: Eukaryota; Fungi; Ascomycota; Eurotiomycetes; Chaetothyriales; Cyphellophoraceae
Exons: 1
Coding region: 1-900 (299 amino acids)
Source: RefSeq, a predicted model, not a curated record